UCUUUUUCUCUCUCUAAAACACGUUGCUUUGCUAGCUAUUAUUCCUUAACUCAUUGGGCCGUUUCAAUUUCAAACAAUUUUGUCGGCGACAAACGUUAUAAACGAUAAUUAAUUGCUUUAGUUAAUUUUGGGCAAUCAUAUAUUUUGUUACCUUAUUCUCCUUUUCACCUCCGCAAGUUUGAUUUGCUCGUAUGUUUGGAAAGGCUGGACUAUUUACCACUAUUUUAAUACCUUACAUACAUAAUUUUUUUUGUCAUUUAUAUAAUAACUAUAGUAAUAGUUCGUAUAGCAUAUGUUAUAUUUAUAUAAUUAAGCAGAGAGAGAGCUACCCUGUUCCUGUACUUCUUUUUUUUCCCCUGGUGCAGUAGUUUGGGCAUCAGAGUCUUCUGUUGUUGUUGUCUCUUUGGAUGCUGAUGCAGAAGAAGCUCAGACCCAUGAAGAUGCUAGUGGUGUUGUUUUUGCUUCUGGUAUUGAGCAAUGCUGUGGAACUUAAUGUUAAAGAAAAUGAGGGAGAAUGUGAAUAUAAGCCAACAUUGGACCCAAGACCGCACAGUGUAUCCAUCCUGGAGUUUGGUGCUGUUGGGGAUGGGAAAACAUUGAAUACCAUUGCCUUCCAGAAUGCCAUUUUCUAUCUCAAGUCCUUCGCCGACAAGGGUGGAGCUCAGCUCUAUGUGCCACCAGGGAAGUGGCUUACUGGAAGUUUCAAUCUUACCAGCCACCUCACAGUAUUCUUGGCAAGCGGUGCUGUAAUUCUAGGAUCUCAGGACUCAUCUAACUGGGGAAUCAUUGAACCCCUGCCCUCAUAUGGUCGGGGUCUCGAACUUCCUGGAGCAAGGUAUCAAAGCUUGAUAAAUGGGUAUAUGUUACGCGAUGUGGUAAUAACAGGUGAUAAUGGAACCAUUGAUGGCCAGGGCUCAGUUUGGUGGUAUUGGAUCAGCUCUCAUUCCUUAAAUUACAGUCGCCCUCAUCUUGUUGAAUUUAUUGCUUCUAAGGAUAUUGUUGUGUCAAACCUUACUUUUUUGAAUGCCCCUGCAUAUCAUAUCCAUCCAGUCUAUUGCAGCAAUGUGCAAGUUCUUAACAUUUCAGUCUUUGCUCCACCUGAAUCGCCUCUCACUGUUGGUAUAGUUCCAGAUUCUUCAGAUAAAAUAUGCAUAGAGAACUGCAACAUUACAACUGGCUAUGAUGCCAUUGCACUCAAGAGCGGGUGGGAUGAGUACGGGAUUGCAUAUGGCAGACCUUCAACAAGUAUACACAUUAAACAAGUCUACCUUCAAGCAUCAUUUGGCUCUGCCCUUGCCUUUGGCAGUGAGAUGUCUGGUGGCAUUUCUGAUGUGCUUGUGGAGCAUCUCCACCUCCACGAUUCUCUCACUGGAAUUGAGUUCAGAACUUCUAGAGGUAGGGGUGGAUAUAUCAAAGAGAUCAUUUUAUCGGAUAUUGAAAUGGAAAAUGUCCACACAGCAUUUGGUGCCACGGGACAAAGUGGGUCUCAUCCUGACGACAAAUUUGAUCCUGACGCUCUCCCAGUUUUGUCUCAAAUCACCCUGCGGAAUGUGGCUGGUAGAAAUAUCACUCUUGCUGGAAGCUUCAUCGGCAUUCAAGAAUCUCCCUUCACUUCUAUAUGUCUAUCCAACGUUUCCUUAUCAGUCUCCUCUGGCUCUGCUACUUCUUGGGUUUGUUCAUAUGUUUUAGGUUUCUCUGAGUUUGUGUUCCCUGAACCAUGUCCGGACCUUGAGACCUCAUUUUCAAAUUCUUCCUUAGCUUGCUUCUCCCUCCUGAAUUCUAAUGGUCAUGCUGCAGCUUUAUGAUACCAUUUCCCCCACAUUAAUAUUUGAAACUCAUCUCUCAGUUCCAUCGGACCGGGGAUAGAACCAAAGAUAUUUCUACCAUCUUCACUCAGGACAGAUUCUUUCCAAUAAGACCAUCUCCCCAGAACACCUGUUUAUCUCCUUCCCUAUUUGCACUCUUGCAUGUUACCUUCUUCAGAUUAUGUGUACAGCCUCAAUUCUUCAUUCAUGUGUAAGGAAUUUUUGGUAUUGAAUUUUUUUUUCUUAUUUUUGGUUCGUUAUUCUUUUCAUUGUAAGUGAAAUGUUAAAACAAAUAUUGUUGGAUAUGAAAGGCAGAAAUCAUUUGAAUGAAGCAUCUCAAUUAUCAAACUAA
This is a messenger RNA of Cornus florida, 2157 nucleotides long. Its product is annotated as probable polygalacturonase. Bases 408 to 1805 code for a protein of 465 amino acids. Gene Ontology annotation, biological process: carbohydrate metabolic process. Lineage: Eukaryota; Viridiplantae; Streptophyta; Magnoliopsida; Cornales; Cornaceae. The transcript is spliced from 6 exons. Gene Ontology annotation, molecular function: polygalacturonase activity. The record is from RefSeq and is a predicted model, not a curated record.